UUGGCUCGAGCGCCUGGCGGCGCUCUGAAUCUAGAAGUGCAUACGUACCGUACACCGGCAGAAGCACGGCCGUGGAUGUCAUGACCACGUGGCCCGGCGGCCCGGCCGCGACCCUGGGUCUGCUCUCCCUCUGCCGCCUGGCCCUCGGCCUCAGCGUCGGCAACGGCCCCGUGGUGGACGGCCCCGCCCGGCGCAUACCCUGGGCAGUACAGCCCGGGGAGCCGCUCACGCUGGGCUCGGAGGGGACGGAUGCGCGCGGCAGCCUGUACUCGGCCGGCGCGGACUCGGGGCAUCGGCGCGCGGGCAGCUCCCAGACCUCGGCGCUGGCGGCCUCCCUGGUGGCUGGCAGCGCUCUGGCCACUCACACGCACAGCCAGCAGGUGGGCCUGCUUCUGGGGGCGCCGCUGCCCGCCGGCGCCAACGUGACCUGCCUGCUCUCGCAGGCGUGGGACGGGCCCUCCAGCGACAGGUACGGCAGCCUCUCGGGGUCGAUCUCGGGCGGCCGGAAGGUGAGGUGCGACCUCCCUGUGAUGACGGCCGAGGGCCCCGUCGACGUGCAGGUGGUGGCGACGGCGGCCGGACAGGAGCUGAUCUCUCCGAAAGUCAGCCUGUGGUUCGCGACCGAGCUGGCGGUGUCCUUCGACCGCCACCCGUACUACGCGGUGGACGAGGGCGAGCUGCUCGUACGUACCAACGUCUCGCGGGGCAGGGGCGGCUGCUACGAGGUGCACGCGCGCCUCGACGACGCCUCUUCGGGAGGCCGGGACGUUCCCGUCAUCCUCGAGGCCCACGACGUGCCCGGCAAUGGCAACACGGUGCUGAAGGUCGACUUCAGGCAGCUGCCCGCGAAGCUGGACGCCCAGGUGGACGUCACGCUGCGCACCUGCGGGGAGGGGGCCGAAUCGCGCACCGUGGCCACGCAGAAGGCUCGCCUCAUCCGCGUGCCCGAGCACAAGCGCGGCGGAGCAGCCGUUGACCACAAACGCCGGACGCUCAUUGUGGACGGCCGCCCCUUCUUCUCGCUGGCCUGGUUCAGCAUGUACCUCUUCUACGGCGUGGAGGCGACCAUAGAGAGCCUUCGCGACAUGUCGCGCCGUGGUGCAAACUCCGUGGUCAUCUACAACCUCGUCGCUCACUCUUUGGUGCCGCGGUUCAAGGAUCGCGGAGGCACGCUGCCGCUCAGCGACUCCAUGAAGGUGCUGGAUGCCGCAAACGCACUCGGCAUCAAGGUGCACGUGUACCUUGUCGAUCUUUGCGAUCCCAUCACGAACCGCAUGUACGGUGCAGACUACACCCACCUGAAAGAGGCGAUCUUCACAAUGAAGGACCACCCAGCAGUCCUUUCGUGGUACGUCGCCGACGACGCGUCGGGCCCAGGGCUCCCGGAUCUCUACAAACAGCUCAAGGACUGGGAUCCCUACCACCUCGUCAGCAUCGCUAUCACCGGCCCUGGCAACAUCUACGCGAAGAAGUAUGUGGAUGGAGCAGACAUCAUUAUGCUGGAAACGUACGAGGCGUACUCUGAUGGCCCCUACAAUGUGAUGUCCAUGUUCAACAGAUGGCCCACUCAGUUCAUGCCCUACAUCACGUGCGGGCGCGCGUGGACCACGGACGAGGACAAUGCCGUGAUCACCCGCCAGGUCUUCCGCUCGCAGUUCUGGCAUGCCAUAGCGGCGGGCACGACGGGGGAGGUCUGGUUCGCCUACCGCAACUCGGAUAAUUGGAAUGAGCCUGGGCACCCGCUGCAGGGCACCUCGACCGAGGUCUCCUUCGAGGUGCUGGACAUGGCGCGGGCCCUGAUGACCUCCGAGGAUUGGUCGGACAAGACUGCCAUCAAGCCGGUCACCGUCGAGGGCCGCUACACGCAGGGAGAACGGUCUGUUGUUCACGGCGACAAGUGGUCCCUGCCGGUCCGGGCCAAGGCCUUCCGAGAGGAAUCUGGUUGCAUCACGCUGGUCGUCACGAACGGCUACGAUUAUCCGAUGGACGUCACAGUGUCGUUUGCCUGGGACACUCCUGGCGUUCACGAUGCUGAGACCAGG
This is a messenger RNA of Prorocentrum cordatum, 2042 nucleotides long. The record is from the annotation of a GenBank genome assembly. NCBI's taxonomy places the organism in Eukaryota, Dinophyceae, Prorocentrales, Prorocentraceae.